UCAAGCUCUGUCACACCGGUCCAUCACGCUACACUGGUUUCAUACGCAAUUCUUUGUUUUCUUUGCGGCCAAAUCUUGUUCUCCGCAAUUGCACUUGAGUGCGAGCCCUGAGCCUGACGCGCCAUGGCUUACUCUGUUGGCUCAGAUUGCACGACCGACCUAGAGCAGGGUGUCACCACCUUGAACGCCAUAAGCCAUCCCGAACUCGCUAGUACAUCUAUGCUUGUACGAACGCCCCUUCAUGCCACCAGAUCAACCGGCUCCGAUACCCGAGGAGAUGUACUAUCUCUUCCAAACGCCUCUGGUGUAGGGGCAUUCCUGUCUGUACCUUCUGGUGUUUCAUCCUAUGCCUCUAGCUCCGGGGCAUCUUCGCAUGAUGGAGACUCUGUUGAGUCCAUCACAUAUACUCCCUCAGAGUCUCCUGAGCCGAGGUCAACAAUUGCUGGCCCUCUCAACCUUGAAUCAACUGCUUCUUUGGCGAGCGGACCAUCUUUCCAGGAAUUUCAGGUUCCUGAAAUCAACACCUUCGACUUUGACGAGGCCCCUGGAACAUAUACCGACUCUUUGUUUUCGUCAUUCGAUACUUUUAUGGAACUAGAGUAUCUACCUCCAGUCGAAGACAGCUAUCUGCAAGUAGACCUGACGAAUACACUCUCAAAUGGGCAGCCACCUGGCUCUCGGCAGAGCACUCUGGACUUUAGCCCUCUCCCGCCUCAAUUUCUCGGCAAUAGCCCUACGCUUGGUAACUCCCCAGCUCCAAGUCCCUAUUCGUCAUGCAACGAAUUGUCCAUUUUUGAAAGUGAAGUCUGGGAGUUCGGCCUAGAUUCGUGGUCCACUCAACCAAUGGCCCCAGAGAUCAAUGACAUCAGCAAGCCGAUUGAGACAGUGGCUGAUGAGAUGGAAUCUGCCACACUUUCAACCACCAUUUCAAACGCGAGUGAAAACACCUUCACUAGGAACGUUCCAGUUCCGGAUAUCAAGAUCCGCCCUUGCAGCAGCCAACGACAUGCCAGUGUACCUUCUGGGCGUGGAUCGACAAAAACUCUCCAUCAAAAAUCUGGGUGCAAUAUUCUCAAGCCGGACGACGAAGAGGAAGACGAGAUCAAAAGAGUUCGGACUCGCCGGAGGCUGGUUAAGGGGAACAGGGGAAAGAACCGCGUGACUAAGAAACGGCCCAUUAUAGACGAAAAGGCAAAAAGUGAGACCAAAUUGACGCGGAAAGUGAAAGCAUGCAUACGAUGCCGUCUCUAUCGGAUUAGAUGUACUCCGGCGGAAAAUAAUCAUCUCGGCGUCUGCGUCACCUGUCUCACGGUCACACCAGACAUAUAUAUUCUCCCUUGCAUUCGCGGCCUCCUCACCGACAUACCCUUGUUUAGAUUGGGGGCUACGGAAAAUUUCCUCUGGUCACGAAGGUGGCUAGGGUCGAAGCUGAAAGAAGUCACCACGUGGCAGUCUCCGGACGUGAAAUGGAUCCAGUUGACACAAGAUUAUGGUGGUACUUACAUCAAUGUUCCAGUCAAAAAAUUCAUUCCACUCCCGGGGGAUACGCUUACUUACUCGUGGAAUUCUUCCAACGGACCCGGGGAACUAGAGUGUGCUCCAUACGCUUUAGCCGACAUUCAACACUGUACCAAGGAGUUGCGACGCCACAUCGAAGAAGCUGUCGAUCAACACGUGCAGACCUUGCUCAAGGGCAAAACGGGGAUCCUCAGUAAAACAUUCUCGAUGAUUUUAUCCAUACUUAAUCGAGCUGAGGCAAUGCAAGACAGAGAGCUUUUGCAAGACACACUCUACCUAUGGGUUGCGAGCCGACUAAUCGAGAAGCCGUGGCGCGUCGUCGACAACGAAGGUAACGAAACACUGGAGCACGACCUGAGCGACAAUAUCCAUCCAUUUUGGGAUGAAGAAAGCCCGUUUUUUUCUCGUGUGCCGGUGACACCAGUCAUGGACAACCAACUGGACCAAAUCAUCAUCAAGGGGAUUCUCCUACCACGAAAGAAGACGAUUCAAAAAAGGCUUCAUGCUAUUGUCAAAUCCAACAAGCCUUCAAAUUGGUUCCUCGUCUAUCUUUGCACAUUUCUUUUGCUAAACAACUACGAAAUCGCCACUUCUCAUGACCGGAACUUUGCUUCGCGACACUCUCUAAAGGUGAUAGAUACCACAAGGAACCUUGAAGAAAACAACUAACUCGACCGUAGACUCGCUUCUCAAACUAUCCACUUCUCGAGGGAUUUCACGCCGGAGCCAAUACGUUGCUUGCACAUUUCCAUUAUUGUUGCAAAGGGGACACUCCUUUCAAGAUUGACUGGACCAAAGACCCAUACGUCAAAUCUUUGACCCUAAA
Messenger RNA from Ilyonectria robusta, 2344 nucleotides. RefSeq lists its product as uncharacterized. NCBI's taxonomy places the organism in Eukaryota, Fungi, Ascomycota, Sordariomycetes, Hypocreales, Nectriaceae. The record is from RefSeq and is a predicted model, not a curated record. Bases 124 to 2187 code for a protein of 687 amino acids. The transcript is spliced from 4 exons.